ACAAGUUUUUUCUUUCCUAACAAAAUUCCAACACUAUCGUCAAGAAAAAGGAAAUCUAGGAUUUGGGUUCUCGCUGUUAAAUGGAAAAGAUGCAUGAACUUAUAAGAGAAGGGAGAUCUUUGGAGUUUACACCAACAUGGUCAGUGGCUUCAGUGACUACUGUCAUGGUUUUUGUCUGCUUGUUUGUGGAAAGGUCCAUUUACAGAUUUGGAAAGUGGUUGACGAAGACGAGAAGGAAGGCUCUAUUUGCUUCUUUGGAGAAAAUUAAAGAAGAGUUGAUGCUACUUGGGCUUAUUUCUCUGUUGUUGGGGCAAUGGGCGAGGUGGAUUUCUCAAAUUUGUGUGAAGUCAUCCCUUUUCAGCAGUAAAUUCUAUCUUUGUUCCGACGAGGAUUAUGGCAUGGGAGAGAGUAAGAGAGUCUUAUUCACAAAAUCUGAUACUUUUUCAAAUGAAACUGAGAUUCCAACAGGACUUAAUUAUUCAACAUUACAUCAAUGCGGGGCGGAUCGUGAACCUUUUGUUUCCCAUGAAGGCCUUGAACAACUGCACCGCUUCUUGUUUGUUCUUGGCUUUAUCCAUGUAAUUUAUAGCUGUAUCACAGUUGGCUUGGCUAUGAGUAAGAUAUACAGCUGGAGAAAAUGGGAAAAUGAAGCAACUUUUGCACCUGAUGGGAAUUUGCAAGCACCAAAGAACAAGGUAAUGAGGCGACAAUCUACUUUUGCUCUGCAUCAUGCAUCUCAUCCAUGGAGUAGGAGCCGUGUUCUCAUCUGGAUGCUUUGCUUUCUAAGGCAGUUCAGAAGCUCAAUUCAAAAGUCAGAUUACUUGGCAUUACGACUGGGAUUCAUCACUAAUCACAGUCUGCCACUUUCCUACAAUUUCCACAAGUACAUGGUCCGUAGCAUGGAAGAUGAAUUUUCUGGCAUUGUAGGGAUUAGCUGGCCACUCUGGGGUUAUGCUAUAAUCUGCAUCUUCAUCAAUAUUCAUGGCCUUAACGUUUACUUCUGGCUCUCUUUUAUACCUGCAAUUCUUGUCAUGUUGGUCGGAACGAAACUCCAGCAUGUUGUCUCCUUGUUAGCACUCGAAAUUGCUGAGCCAAAAGGUUCAUCCUUUGGAACCCAAGUAAAGCCGCGUGAUGAAUUGUUUUGGUUCGGGAAGCCAGAAAUACUGUUACGCUUGAUCCAAUUCAUAUCAUUUCAGAAUGCUUUUGAGAUGGCAACCUUCAUUUGGUCCUUGUGGGCAUUCAAGCAAAGAUGCUUUAUGAAAAACCAUGCACUCAUUGCCAUUCGGCUGAUUUCUGGGAUCGUAGUUCAGGCUUGGUGCAGCUACAGCACCGUGCCCUUGAAUGUCAUAGUUACCCAGAUGGGGUCCCGACAUAAGAAGGCUUUGAUCGCUGAAAGUGUGCGGGAGUCGCUGCACAGCUGGUGUAAGAGGGUGAAAGAGAAGUCGAGAAGAGAUGCUACGCUCUCGCUUACUACAAGAUCCACAUGUUCACUCGAAUCAACAAUUGACGAGGGGGAUGAGAUAAUUACGGUUGCUUCUGGUACUCUAUCUCCAUGUUCAUCAUCAUCAGCUUCACUGAAUCAUCCAGACAUGAAUGAGGAAUCAACAGAUUGCGUUGUUGAAGGUUCAAAUCCACCUGAUGACGACAUUUCCUUCCGGAUUUCAGAAUACUUGGCCCAAACGAUAGCUAGCGGUGCAGGAGAAAAUGCAGAUGACUUGGAGGAGCAUCAUCAACAUCAACCCGAGACCCUUUUCGAUUUAUUUCAGAAGACGUGAUGAAGUUCCUCUGAAGUAGCUAGGAUCUGGAGAAAGUUCAUCCCUUGACCAACCAACCCUUCCAUGGAAUGAUGGAAGUGCUUUGUUUCUAACUACUUGUGAAAAAGAAUUUUGUCGAUGGUUCCUCCGGGGCAAGUGAAUCAUAUCUGACUGGUGAACAGAAACUGCAGUCUUAUUAUUAAAGGUUCAAAAGCUUAUUAUAGGUACAGACGAUCUUGUGCAUGUAGUCUUAUUUUUGUUUUGUUUGUGCUGUGCUAUAGUAGCUGAUUACGAAUAAAUAUUUAAGAGGGAUUAUCAAGCCAACAACUUACGUUGCGACACCAACCAAAAAAUAAGAAAAAAAAAAAAAAACAGUUACGCACACACUAAUAACAAAGUAGGGAGUAGGAGGAAUUCAUCGUUUGAGAGAACAAUAACAAUUAA
Messenger RNA from Coffea eugenioides, 2198 nucleotides. Its product is annotated as MLO-like protein 4. Gene Ontology annotation, biological process: defense response. The coding region runs from base 81 to 1775 and encodes 564 amino acids. Gene Ontology annotation, cellular component: membrane. The record is from RefSeq and is a predicted model, not a curated record. The transcript is spliced from 15 exons. NCBI's taxonomy places the organism in Eukaryota, Viridiplantae, Streptophyta, Magnoliopsida, Gentianales, Rubiaceae.